Messenger RNA from Cyanistes caeruleus (blue tit), 765 nucleotides. The record is from RefSeq and is a predicted model, not a curated record. Lineage: Eukaryota; Metazoa; Chordata; Aves; Passeriformes; Paridae.
UAGGGGUGCUUUAUGCUGUCACAGGCACCCAACAGUGGUUGCGUUCCUGGGCGUGUCCUGGCCCUUAAUUCCAGCAGAUGCUGCCCUGCUCCGUGCUUGGCUGCUGCAUCCAGGUCCUGCGGAUUUGAUGAGACAAAUGGGAAGUUUUUUAAAGAAAAUCCUGGAGCCAUCAGAGCAGGAUGCAUUUGACCACUUGACGUGGAUGGAAAAACCUCGUAUCAACAUCUUCGAGGGCCUGAGCUCAGAGGAUGUGCUGCCCUCGCCCAACGUGGGGCUGCCCGCAGCCCUGAUCCCCCGGCAGCCCCCCGGGCCCGCCUACGUGACCCACACGGGGCCGCUGGUGCGGCUGCUGCGGCAGGAGCGGCCGGGCAGNCCGAGCCCCGCGGCCCCGGGCAGCUCAGCAGCGCGGCCAGCACCGCCGGCCCGCAGGAGCGUUCCACGGGAACCACCGGCCCCGCCUCGGCACCUCCGACUGUUUGCCACAGGAUUGUUUUUGCGAGAAAACCUCCCUCGUCUGUGCUGGCCCGGAACAACCUGGCGUGUUCCGGCCGGAGGGAAUGACCUGGCUGCAGCUGGAGCAAAGGGAGAAGAUGCUCCUGAGUGUUUCCCAGACUACAUUAAACUUCCCCUGCAAGCAGCAUCUUGGAGUCUCCUCCUAAAGGCUGACUGGAAUAAAAGCAGAAGGGGAUGGACAUGCAUCCUGUUCUCUGCUCUUAGGUCUGGAGCAAGCCACAACCUCUGCUUUUGAAAUAAAAUACUUGUGAU